UCACAAAAUAUGGCAUUUAUGCCAAUUAAAGAUGGGGAAUUUACAAGUACAAUAUAUGGAAUGAUUCGAGACAAUAAAUUCACUGACGCAAUGCGUGUUUUACAAUAUGAAGUUCAAAGAAAUCCGGAGUCAAGAGCUGCGUUAUCUUUACUUGGUUAUUGUUAUUAUUAUAUUCAAGAUUAUAUUAUGGCAGCAGAAUGUUAUGAAAAACUUAGUGAAUUAUAUCCUCAACAUACAGAUUAUCGUCUUUAUCAUGCUCAGGCUCUCUAUAAUGCUUAUAUGUUUCCUGAAGCUGUUUCUGUUCUGGCACUUAUAAAUGAUCCAAAAAUGGAGAAGAAAGUAGUCAAAUUAGAUGCGGCAAUUAAAUAUCGAGAAGAAGACCUUCAAAAUGCUCGAAUUCUUGUUGAACAAUUUGAUAGUGACGAUCCUGAUAUUGAAGAAGGAAAGCCAGCUGAAGCACUUAAACGUUUUAUGGCUGCAACUGAACAACAAAAUGUUGAUGAUACUUCUGGAUAUCAAAUUUCUGAAAUUAUCGACAGAGCUGUAAAGGAUCAUCCUGGAAUUGGAAUGGCAGCAGAGGAAGCAAGUGGAGGGGCACAACUUCGUUCUGUUGGCAACACAUUUCAAUUAAAUGAAAGUGCUGUUAUAGAGGCUUGUAAUCUUAAAUUUGCGAUUGAAUAUCAAAUGAAAAAUGUGGAUGCAGCAGCAGAAGCUUUAUUAGAUAUGCCUGCAAGAGCUGAAGAAGAACUUGACCCUGUUACUUUACACAAUCAAGCAUUAAUUGGUGUAGAAACUAAUUUGGCUGACAGUUUUUCUAAACUUCAAUAUUUGCUCGGCCAUAAUCCCUUUCCACCUGAAACUUUUGCUAAUUUAUUGUUGUUAUAUUGCAAAUAUGAAUAUUACGACUUGGCAGCAGAUGUACUUGCAGAAAAUGCACAUCUUACAUAUAAAAUGCUUUCACAAUCUUCUGAAUCAGAUGCUUAUACAAAAUUUGAUUCUCUUUCAAAUUCAAAACUUGUUGAAUUACGCAAAAGACAUCAACAUUUACAGGAAAUUCGUGAAAAUGAUGGAGUAACAACAACAAAAACAAAUAUAGAUGUUCGUUCAUUACAACAGGCAAUAGAUAAUGUUGAACAAACAAUGGAAGAAUUUUUACCCUCACUUUUAUCUCAAGCAAAAUUACUUUGGGAUAAAUCACAAUGGUCGUUAAUUGAAAAACUUUUUAGGCGUUCAGCCGAAUUUUGUAGUGGAAAUGAUAUUUGGAAAUUAAAUUUGGCACAUGUUUUGUUUAUGCAAGAAAAAUUUAAGGAAGCUAGUGAUUGUUAUGCCCCAUUGGUACGUGCCAAUUUUGAUAAGAUGUUGGAAGUAUCUGCAAUUGUUUUGGCUAAUUUAUGUGUUUGUUAUAUAAUGACAAAUAGUAAUGAAGAAGCAGAAGAAAUUAUGAAAAGAGUUGAAAGAGAAGAAAAUGUAAAUACUGACAAGAAAUCCUUUCAUCUUUCAAUAAUUAUAAUUAUUGGAACCCUUUAUUGUGCUAAAAGCAAUUACGAAUUUGGAAUUUCCCGGAUUGUUAGAGCAUUAGAACCUUGUGAACGAAAACUGGGUGUUGAUACUUGGUUUUACAGCAAAAGAUGUUUAGCCUCACUGAUGGAAAAUAUUGCUAAAUGUGUUAUUGUAAUACGCGAUGAUGUUUUAAUUGAAUGUCUUCAAUUUUUGGAGGCUUGUGAAGCUCAUGGACACGAAAUACCAACUGAGGCAAAUCUUUUUGCUGUUCGGCCUGGAGAAAUUGUCAGAAUGGUUAGCCACGAAGUAAUUUAUUUUUAA
This is a messenger RNA of Meloidogyne enterolobii, 1821 nucleotides long. The record is from the annotation of a GenBank genome assembly. Lineage: Eukaryota; Metazoa; Nematoda; Chromadorea; Rhabditida; Meloidogynidae.